Molecule: messenger RNA, 1566 nt
Organism: Cavenderia fasciculata
Lineage: Eukaryota; Evosea; Eumycetozoa; Acytosteliales; Cavenderiaceae
Exons: 6
Coding region: 1-1566 (521 amino acids)
Molecular function (GO): protein binding
Source: RefSeq, a predicted model, not a curated record
AUGGCCACAAUCAUUAGUAGGAAGAGAUAUCAUCAAGUUGCCUCGACUCGAAAUGAUAUCAAUCUAUGCAAUGCCUUGGCACUUUAUAAGUCAUUAUCUACCAUCGGAUAUGAUCACUCAUUACUGCGUCAUCGUAAUGCAACAUUUGAUACUCUUGAACAUCUAUUGAAAUGGUCGAAUGUUGUUGAAUUUGAUUGGGAUAUCUUGGAAGAAUGUCGUGAUCGUUUUGUAAAUCAAGAGAUAUUAGAAUUUGGAGGUGCAACAACCAAUGCAAUGGAUUUUGCUGCUCGUAAUGGUCAUUUAAAGAUUGUCAAAUUCUUGCAUAAAAAUCGUCAAGAAGGAUGUUCAACUGAUGCUAUCGAUUGGGCAGCUAAAAAAGGUCACAUUGAAAUUGUAAAGUACCUUCAUCUGCAUCGUAGUGAAGGUGCAACAACCAAUGCUAUGGAUUGGGCUGCUGAAAAGGGUCACAUUGAAAUUGUAAAGUAUCUUUCAGAGCAUCGUACUGAAGGUGCAACAACAAGGGCUAUGGAUUUGGCAUCAAAGAAUGGACACUUUGAAAUUGUAAAGUUCCUUUCAGAGCAUCGUAGUGAAGGUGCAACUACAAAUGCUUUGAAUAGUGCAGCUGAAAAAGGACACUUUGAAAUUGUAAAGUAUCUUUCAGAGCAUCGUAGUGAAGGUGCAACAACCGAUGCUAUGGAUUGGGCAGCUGAAAAAGGACACAUUGAAAUUGUAAAGUAUCUUUCAGAGCAUCGUAGAGGUGCAACUACAAAUGCUUUGAAUAGUGCAGCUGAAAAAGGACACUUUGAAAUUGUAAAGUUCCUUUCUGAGCAUCGUAGUGAAGGUGCAACAACCAAUGCUUUGGAUAGGGCAGCUGAAAAAGGACACAUUGAAAUUGUAAAGUAUCUUUCAGAGCAUCGUAGUGAAGGUGCGACAACCGAUGCUAUGGAUAGGGCAGCUGAAAAAGGACACAUUGAAAUUGUAAAGUAUCUUUCAGAGCAUCGUACUGAAGGUGCGACAACCGAUGCUUUGGAAAAAGCAGCUUACAAUGGUCACAUUGACGUCGUCAAGUACCUUCAUUUCAACAAAACAGAAGGUGCAACAACCGAUGCUAUUGAUACAAUCAAUAAUAUAGAUUGGCUAUCUCCAAAUGGUCACAUUGAUACUAUGAAUUAUCUUUCAGAGUAUCUUGGAAUCGAUGUCAAUAAUGGAAUUAAAAUGAAUACUUUAAAUUUGGCGGCUUUUAACGGCCACAUUGAUACAGUCAAAUUUAUUCAUGAGCAGUUGGAUGAUACAACAAACUAUACCUUUCUUUCGUUUAGGAGAAAUUUUAACAUUAUUUCAAUUAGGAGCACAUUUAAUCUUGUAGUAGAAAAAAAUCACGUUGAAGUUGCCAAAUACUAUAUUUUACACUUUCCUCAAAGUGAAGAAUCAAUCCAAACUGCAAUAGAUUAUGUUUGCCAACAUGGAUCUCUGGAAAUGGCAUCGUUUCUCAUCAGUCUAGUAAAAGAUGAGUCCAAUCAAGAAGAACUACUAGAAACUACAUCAUUGAGACAUUUAUCAAAUUAA